AAAUUACGCGCGAACUCUGAAUUAAAUUUCAAAAUGUCAAAAUCAAUAUUUCGGUGAUAUUUCUUAGUGUAUAUCUGUAUUGGGAUGAUGGAUGACGAUCGAUAUGAUCCGGAUGACAGAAGAAUCAUCACUCUUGCUGCAGAAGUUGCUGGUGCUGGAGAUGUUCGCAUUCCAGGGUUAUUGUUGCAACUCAAAGAGUACCUAGAUGCAACCCCUUCUGGAAGUAAGCAGAUUAAGCAGUUGAAGAAUGAUAUAUGGUCCUAUGAUUUACUCCCAGUGCUCAUCUUGGUGCUUAAACAGGACUAUACAAAAGUUGCUCAAGGAUGGAAUACAGCUGCUCAGUUAUCUAAAGUAGUGAGCCAGUGUUGUGUUGGAAUUGAACCCAGUGGGGAGAGUGAUUUCUAUGAUAAACUGCUUCCUGAUGCCAUAGAAAAUAUGUUAAUCCUUGCAUGGAGAAUUCAAGAAAAAUAUAUAGAAACAUCAGUGGCAACCAAGAGAAGCAAAGAACAGAUGCUAGAUGACUUUAAACUGGUUGCAGAUUCCUUACGUUACUUGUUUAGUGGUCAUACAUCUUUGACAGUGAAUGCUUUGAGCUCACCAUGGCUGCUACAGCUGCUGCUGACAGAUGAUGUAGAAACAGCUGUUGUAGUCAUCAGUAUAAUAAUAAGUGUAGUUAGAGUCAAUCUGUUGGCCCCAGUGACUGUAGAUAACAAGGUCCUACAUAAUAUAUUAGAUGAGCUUAUCUACAAACUCUCUGCUAGCAUGGAUGAAUCUGUAGGAAGUGCAAGUACAAAGUGCCUACUGACACUGUGUGAUGCCCAGGCUACUAUGAUAGAGAUACUGUGUAGCAGAUACAAAGGUCUGAGGCCAUUGUUAAGCAAGUGGACUGGCAAGGGAUUUGGAAGAGAUCUGAGGCAAUUACUGCUGUUAUUGGAUACAGGCAAUAAACAAAAGGCAGAUAUGGAGAGGCUGCAUAGAGCAGCUUGUACAAUACAAGCCAUGUUUAGAAGUUUCAAGACAAGAAAAAAGCUUAAUCGAGCUGAUAAAGCUAUGGGCAAACUACAGAAAUCAUUCAGGGCAAAACGUGAAAAGGCGGAAAAAGCGAGAGAAAUGCGAGCCAUGCAGCAAGAGCUGCAACACCUAUUGUUGCUAAGGAGGAAGAAGGCCAUGAGGGACCUGAGGAAUAAACAGCUGGAGGCAAUUAGGAUAUUACCAGCUGGUCAGAUGGACCAAUACCUUGAAAAAGAACAACAGAGAGCUGCAAUAAAAAUACAGGCACAAUUCCGGGGGUACAGACAAAGAAAGUCCAUAGGUAGUCCAAAUGCCAGGAAACGGGCCACAAAGAGAUUAAGAUCUGUGAUAAUUAUACAAAGGGCGGUUCGUAAAUGGUUAGAGAGAUUAAGAGUGAAGAGACGUGAGCCUCCCCCAUGGCAGAGACCACCAGGUCUGACUGAUGACAGGAGGGUAGAGUUACAGGCAAAAAUCUUAGAUUGGAGAGAAAAUCACCCAUUUCCCUCCAAGACUCGUCCCCAACAGGAAGAACUCCAUAACAAGGUGCAGGAUGCCAUUCGGAGCCAUAUCAGUCAGUGUAAGACCAUACGUAAACUUGAACAACGGAGAGAAGCUUUGCUGGCAAGGCUUGAAACAGAUGCUGAUCUUUUACUGAAUGCCCCCAGCCUAGUGGAUGCAAGUGAUAAAGACAUUGAACUGUAUACCAGUAGGUCAGCUCCUGUGGCUGCUAAAGCGAGACAGAAUCAUAUCAAUGAAAUAAAACUAUUGAACCAGCCUUGGUGGCGUAAACUGACAGAUGAAUAUCAGGAUGAUAUAUCAGGAGUUCAGGAUGAAGAGCAAAUUGUGUUUUGAGCGGAAAAUGUCUCAGAAAAUGGUGCACAGGGGUGCAUGAUGGUACAUGAUCUCAUCUAAGAAUAUACAUGUAUAACAAUGCUUUUUCUGUAGUUGGAUAUACAGACAGCGCUGCAGCUACAUGUAGGAUUCAUCCUUUCCCAAAACAGCAGGGGGAAAAGUUCUUUAAUUACCUCAAGAAUCUUCAUAUUUGUAUAUGGUUGAAGCCAAAGUGAUAACAGUUUGUGAAACCAAACAUAUUCCGUCCAUGUUAUACAAUAAAAUAGAGAAUCUGUUAAUU
Messenger RNA from Owenia fusiformis, 2143 nucleotides. NCBI's taxonomy places the organism in Eukaryota, Metazoa, Annelida, Polychaeta, Sabellida, Oweniidae. The record is from the annotation of a GenBank genome assembly.